AUGGGGGGCGGAGAUUUGAACUUGAAGAAGAGCUGGCAUCCCCAGACUAUGAAAAACAUCGAGCGGGUUUGGAAAGCCGAGCAGAAACAUGAAGCCGAAUGCAAAAAGAUCGAAGAACUUCAGAAGGAGCUCAAAGAUGAACGAGCUAGAGAAGAAAUGACAAGAUAUGCGGAAGAAUCGGGGGCUAUAAAAAAAAAAGAUGAUCGCUUGGACUGGAUGUACCAAGGCCCCGCAGGUCAGGUGUCCAGGGAUGAGUACCUGCUGGGACGUCCCAUUGACAAACAGAUCACUGACCAAUACGCCGAUGUGGAGAGCGGCCCCGGAUCUACGGUCUCCAGGGAAGCCAGUGACAAGGAGAAGGCAAAAGGACUUCCCACUUUUAAAGACAACGACUUCCUGAAUGAAGGCCACAAGCUGCAAAUAGGAGACGACAAUAAGAAGUUAUUUUUGGACAAGUUAAAACGGGACGUGGAGUUCCUGGCCACUCUAAAGAUCAUGGACUACAGUCUGCUGGUGGGCAUACACGACGUGGACCGGGCCGAGCAGGAGGAGAUGGACGUGGAGGCCGUGGGGGAGGAGGAGGAGUACGAGGCAGACGGGACCGGGGCCCUGAGCGGAUCCUUCGGGACCCCUCCGGACAGCCCAGGAAACCCACUCAACUGCGGGGGAUUCUUCGGCCCCGGGGAGUUCGACGCCUCUGUGGACGUUUACGCAAUCAAGAGCAAGGACGGAGCUGUGAAAAAGGAGGUGUACUUCAUGGCCAUCAUCGACAUCCUCACGCACUAUGACGCAAAGAAAAAAGCUGCACAUGCUGCCAAAACUGUGAAACAUGGGGCGGGGGCCGAAAUCUCGACGGUGAAUCCGGAGCAGUACUCCAAACGAUUCUACGAGUUCAUGUCCAACAUCCUCUCAUAG
Knipowitschia caucasica is the source of this 915-nucleotide messenger RNA. NCBI's taxonomy places the organism in Eukaryota, Metazoa, Chordata, Actinopteri, Gobiiformes, Gobiidae. The record is from the annotation of a GenBank genome assembly.